Molecule: messenger RNA, 3087 nt
Organism: Pipistrellus nathusii (Nathusius's pipistrelle)
Lineage: Eukaryota; Metazoa; Chordata; Mammalia; Chiroptera; Vespertilionidae
Source: the annotation of a GenBank genome assembly
AUGCUGCCCCGCAGCCCGGGGCCGACGCGCGGGAGGGGCCGGGGGCGGCCGCCGGGGGCUCCUCGCCGCGGGCUCCCGCCGCCCUGGCGCCCCGCCUGGCUCUGCUGCUGGGUGCUCGCCGGCUGCCAGGCGGCCUGGGCCGGGGACCUGCCCCCCGCCGGCCGCCCGCCGCCGCCCUGCCAGGAGAAAGAUUACCACUUUGAAUAUACGGAAUGUGAUAGCAGUGGCUCCAGGUGGAGAGUUGCCAUUCCGAAUUCUGCAGUGGACUGCUCUGGCCUGCCUGACCCAGUGAGGGGCAAAGAAUGCACUUUCUCCUGUGCUUCCGGAGAGUAUCUAGAGAUGAAGAACCAGGUCUGCAGUAAGUGUGGUGAAGGCACCUACUCCUUGGGCAGUGGCAUCAAAUUUGAUGAAUGGGAUGAGUUGCCAGCAGGAUUUUCCAACGUUGCAACAUUCAUGGACACUGUGGUUGGCCCUUCUGACACCAGGCCUGAUGGCUGUAACAACUCUUCUUGGGUCCCUCGAGGAAAUUAUAUAGAGUCAAAUCGUGAUGACUGCACCGUGUCUUUGAUCUACGCUGUGCACCUUAAGAAGUCGGGUAAUGUCUUCUUUGAGUACCAGUACGUCGACAACAACAUCUUCUUUGAGUUCUUUAUUCAGAACGAUCAGUGCCAGGAGAUGGACACCACGGCGGACAAGUGGGUCAAACUCACGGACAGUGGAGAGUGGGGCUCGCAUUCUGUAAUGCUAAAGUCUGGCCCAAACAUACUGUAUUGGAGAACUACAGGCAUCCUUAUGGGUUCCAAGGCAGUCAAGCCAGUGUUGGUAAAAAAUAUCACAAUUGAAGGAGUGGCAUACACGUCAGAAUGUUUCCCGUGCAAGCCGGGCACCUUCAGCAAUAAGCCAGGUUCGUUCAGUUGCCAAGUGUGUCCCAGAAACACCUACUCUGAGAAAGGAGCCAAAGAAUGCAUCAAGUGUGCAGAGGACUCCCAGUUUUCAGAAGAAGGAUCGGGCGAGUGUACGGAGCGCCCUCCCUGUACCACCAAAGACUAUUUCCAGAUCCAUAGUCCAUGCGAUGAAGAUGGGAAGACACAGAUAAUGUACAAGUGGAUAGAGCCCAAAAUCUGCCGGGAAGAUCUCACAGAUGCUAUUAGGUUGCCCCCUUCUGGAGAGAAGAAGGAUUGUCCACCUUGCAACCCUGGAUUUUAUAACAAUGGAUCCUCCUCUUGCCAUCCCUGCCUUCCUGGGACGUUUUCAGAUGGAACAAAGGAAUGUAGACCAUGUCCAGCGGGAACAGAGCCUGCCCUUGGCUUUGAAUACAAAUGGUGGAAUGUCCUUCCUGGCAACAUGAAAACCUCCUGCUUUAACGUUGGGAAUUCAAAGUGUGAUGGAAUGAAUGGUUGGGAGGUGGCUGGAGAUCAUAUCCAGAGCGGGGCUGGAGGUUCCGAUAAUGAUUACCUGAUCUUAAACUUGCAUAUCCCAGGAUUUAAACCACCAACAUCAAUGACUGGAGCCAUGGGUUCUGAAUUGGGAAGAAUAACAUUUGUCUUUGAGACCCUCUGUUCUGCUGACUGUGUUCUGUACUUCAUGGUGGAUAUUAAUAGAAAAAGUACCAACGUGGUGGAAUCAUGGGGUGGAACCAAAGAAAAACAAGCUUACACCCACAUCAUCUUCAAGAAUGCAACGUUUACAUUUACAUGGGCAUUCCAGAGAACUAAUCAGGGGCAAGAUAAUAGACGGUUCAUCCAUGACAUGGUGAAGAUUUAUUCUAUCACUGCCACUAACGCAGUUGAUGGGGUGGCAGCCUCAUGCCGUGCCUGUGCCCUCGGUUCUGAACAGUCGGGCUCAUCGUGUGUCCCCUGCCCCCCAGGCGACUACAUUGAGAAAGAAACCAACCAGUGCAAGGAGUGUCCCCCUGACACCUCCCUGUCCGUACAUCAGGUCUAUGGCCAGGAGGCUUGUAUUCCGUGCGGGCCUGGGAGUCGAAGCACUCGGGACCACUCCGGUUGCUAUAGUGACUGCUUUUUCACCCACGAGAAAGAAAACCAGAGUUUGCACUAUGACUUCAGCAACCUCAGCAGCGUGGGCUCGUUAAUGAAUGGCCCCAGCUUUACCUCCAAAGGGACAAAAUACUUCCAUUUCUUCAAUAUUAGUUUAUGUGGGCAUGAGGGGGAGAAGACGGCUCUCUGUACCAACAAUAUAACAGACUUUACAGUAAAGGACAUGGUGGCAGGCUCAGAUGAUUACACGAAUCUGGUAGGAGCAUUUGUAUGCCAAUCAACUAUAAUUCCUUCUGAAAGUAAGGGUUUCCGAGCAGCUUUAUCAUCACAAUCCAUCAUUCUGGCAGACACAUUUUUAGGAGUGACAAUUGAAACCACAUUGCAAAAUAUUAAUAUAAAAGAAGAUAUGUUCCCAGUUCCACCGAGCCAAAUACCAGAUGUGCAUUUCUUUUACAAGUCUUCUGCAAUCACAACAUCUUGUGUUAAUGGCCGGUCAACUGCGGUGAAAAUGAGAUGUAAUCCCACAAAACCGGGAGCUGGAGUGAUUUCAGUCCCCAGCAAGUGUCCAGCAGGCACCUGCGAUGGGUGUACAUUUUACUUCCUGUGGGAGAGUGCCGAAGCCUGCCCUCUGUGCACAGAGCAUGACUUCCAUGAGAUUGAGGGCGCCUGCAAGAGAGGAUUGCAGGAAACCUUAUAUGUAUGGAAUGAACCAAAAUGGUGCAUUAAAGGAAUUUCUUUGCCUGAGAAAAAAUUGUCAACCUGUGAAACAGUUGACUUUUGGCUAAAAGUGGGAGCAGGUGUGGGAGCUUUCACAGCUGUUUUGCUGGUGGCUCUAACUUGCUAUUUUUGGAAAAAGAAUCAGAAACUGGAGUACAAAUAUUCCAAGUUAGUAAUGUCAACGAACUCGAAAGAGUGUGAACUCCCAGCUGCAGACAGCUGUGCUAUCAUGGAAGGAGAAGAUAAUGAAGAGGAAGUUGUAUAUUCCAAUAAACAGUCACUACUGGGAAAACUCAAAUCCUUGGCAACAAAGGAAAAAGAAGAACAUUUUGAAUCUGUUCAACUAAAAUCCUCAAGAUCUCCAAAUAUCUGA